AUAACAUUUCGAACAAAUAGAUAGUUAAUAUAUAAAAAGUUGAGAGCGAGAAGAGGGACAAUUACCUCCCUUCUGUCUAUAACCUCUACUCUCCUGUACAACUCCAACCACCUUUCUCAUAGAUGCUCUGCGUUACCCUAAGCAGGGUCAUCAUCCCUACUACCAAUUUAUGAACUCAUCAACAAAGACAAAUUAAGUUCUAAAUUUUAUUACAGUGAAGGGACUAAAUGCAAAAUUAUCCCAAUUCAUCAUCGCUUUUCUUCCAUCUUCGAGCAUUCAAACGACAUUAUAAAACCUCAACGGAGCGAAGUCCAUUAUAAAACCUUAAAUUUAAAAUCAACACAAUUUCUCGACUUCUCUUGCUUCCGAAAAUGGCGACGCGCUACAGGUCGUACGAUUCACGCUCCUCCACUUCCUCUCACUUCUCCGAUCCCUCGUCAUCUAUAGACCUUAACAGCUCUGCUUCUUCGCGGAGGCCAAAAUCGUCUUCUUCCUCUCGAGCGAUUGUGAAAUCGAAGCCGUUGGAUGCAGCCCAAAGCAGCCGCAGCAAGAACCAGGCGGCGGAUCUUCACUUCACAACCAUGGUGAAGAAGUUUAUGGACAAGAAAUUGGCAAAUAAAACAACGGGACAGCUGAUGGUUCCAUCGGAUGUGGUAGCUGAGGAUCUCAAGAAGACGGCGAGGAAAGGCACUGCUUUCACGGCGUUGCAGAGGAAGCUGUUCGGUAAAGGAUCUUCCGUUAAGGAUAACAAAAAGGAGGUAAAAGCCUUGACGGAGGUGAAGGGGAAUACGAGGACAUUGGCCAUGGUUUUAAGAAGUGAGAGGGAGCUAUUGAAUGCCAACAAAGAGCUCGAGAUGGAGGUUUCCGAGCUCAAGCUUCUGCUUCAAGACAAGAACAGAGAGGUGGAGAAGCUGAAAGAUUUGUGCUUGAAACAGAGAGAUGAGAUUAAAUCGUUGAAGAAUGCAAUAUUGUUUCCAGAUGCCUUGAAUUGUCAACUUCAAGACCUAGUUGAAAAGCAAGGCUCGGAGCUGACGCAAGCCAAACAACUAAUACCUAGUCUCCAAAGACAGGUCACUUCUCUUACAGGACAACUUCAAUGCCUUGCUCAGGAUCUUGCUCAGGUGAAGGCAGAAAAGUAUUCUUCCAAAGCAUGUAACCAGCAGCAUGGCAGCUAUGAUGGAGAUGAGCUUUUUGAUUCUUUGGAAUUCAGUUCUGGAAACCCAACAACUCCUGGAAGUCCAGAUGACUUGUUCCUCGAAGAUUUAAAUCCCUGUUUAACACCUUAUUAUGCCAAGACAAAACCCAAGGAAUUUGACGAGAUUCGAUACGAAUCGCCGCAUAAUGAAACCUUGUCUGACGAAAGAUGGCAAGCAUUCAAUUAGCUCGGAUUUAGUUCUCAAGAAGGUAUCCAAAAGUUCAGAUCGUUGCAGGAAUUCCAAUAAUGGAAGUUCAAUGCCUCGAAUCAGUCGCAGAUCGAAAACAAAGGAUCAUUCUGCAAGCAAAUACCAUCAUAAGCCUUUCUCGAUUGCUUGGUAUGUAUCAUUCUUAACUUGUUAGCUCCAGGUGUUAAAUCGAAUUUAUAAUUAAGGGUUUAUAUUUAUUACUUUGUGGUUGUGGUGGGCUACUCCUGCAAGUAAUUUGAUGACAAUAAUGUAGUAUUAGUGGCUUUCGUUUCAAUAUUUAUAUCGCAAGGCAUUUUGACCCCAAAAAUGGAAUGUGAGGAUGUGGACAUACUUGAGAGGCACAUUUAUUAUAGUGACCAAAUUAAAAUAUAGUUAACAUGUUGAGUUCAAAAAAUAUCAUUUAUAUUAUAUUAAACUUGAUAUUUUUAAAACUUUAAAUUUACAGUUUUAUAAAUGAAUUUUUUAUUUGAAAGUAAAUUGCUAUUGUUUGAAGAUAGUUUUAUAAAAAGAUAAGUUAACUUUCCAAUUUCUUUAACCAAAUGGUGUCCAAAUUGUAUGUAAUGUUUUUUAUGAUUAGCCUCAAGAACUGAAUCCUUUGCUUGCUAGACAUGCAUUAAUUAAAUUCAUCUCAGUUAACAAUUACUAAAUACAUAGAUGAUGAGUCCUCUUACAUGUGUUUCAACGAGCUUGCAUUGCAUAUUUUACUAUAUAUAUGACAUAAGAUUAGACAACCCUUUGGACUGAGCCUGUGAAACUAGCUAAAAUCCUACCACCCGGAGUUGCCUUUGGCUUUUUUGACACCACAUAAGCGAAAUAGAGUGAAAGCAGAGAUACCAGAUAGGAGUACCAUGCACACACUAGCUAACACCGCCAUUGAUAUUCCUUCCCCAAC
This is a messenger RNA of Gossypium arboreum, 2295 nucleotides long. RefSeq lists its product as uncharacterized. NCBI's taxonomy places the organism in Eukaryota, Viridiplantae, Streptophyta, Magnoliopsida, Malvales, Malvaceae. The transcript has 5 exons. The record is from RefSeq and is a predicted model, not a curated record. Bases 372 to 1382 code for a protein of 336 amino acids.